AUGUUCCACCUUUCAAAGUUUACUGCUCGAUUAACGAAUCGUCUUUCGUCUGCAACGCAGCACCGUGUCACUCUACAAGCAGCUGUUGGGAGACCGAUCGUCAGCAGAAACCCCUUGUUGCAGAAUGUGCGCCUAGCAACAAUCCACAGCACUCGUUUAUGUUUCAAUGCAGUCAACAAUGCUACAGCCGAAGAGAUCGUCACUGCUGCACCUUUGGAAACGCCUGCACCCAAGCGAUUUGCUGAUCUAGAAGCUAUUGACAAGAGAACUCAACGUGCUAUCAAGAAGGUGUUCAAGUACGAGACCAUGUCGACAGUACAAGAAGCCGUGUUGACGAGAGUUCCCAAUACGCAAGACAUGUUUGUGAAGGCCAAGACGGGUACUGGCAAAACACUUGCAUUUUUGAUGGCUGCCUUGGAGACGUCUAUCCAAAAGAAUGACAACUUACGUUACUUUGAGGGGUCUUCGAUUUUGGUUGUUUCACCUACUCGGGAACUUGCAUCUCAAAUUGCAGUGGAGGCUCAAAAGCUGACUCGAUUCUAUCCAUUCCAAGUGCAUUGUCUUGUUGGCGGUGAAUCCAAAAAGAGACAAUUAGACAGCCUUGAGCGUGGCCGUGCCGAUAUCAUUGUUGCCACUCCAGGUCGUCUUCUCGAUUUACUCGACAGCUCCUAUCGCACCAAACAAUUGAUGAAGACUCUCAAGGUGGUGGUUUUGGAUGAAGCCGAUCAAUUGGUGGACAUGGGUUUCCGAGCUGAUGUGGAACGGAUCCUUAAGCAAGUACCUCGUAAGCGCCAAACGAUGCUUUUUUCAGCAACAUUAUCACCAGAGAUUCGUGAGAGCUUGGGAAAGGUGGCACUCGAUUCUGAUUAUGCAUUGAUCGAUACGGUGGGAGAGGACGAUGUUCAUACUCAUCUUCACGUCAAACAAUCAGCACUUGUUGUCCCUUAUGAUCAGCAAUUGACUUAUCUCCGCAACUUGCUCAACACUUAUCCAGCUGCACAAGUGGGAAAGACAAUUGUAUUUUUGCCAACGACUCGAUCCACAAUGAUGUAUGCAAGUUUACUCAAGUAUUUGGCUCCUAAGCGUGUGGUGCUUGAAUUACAUUCCAAGAAGCAACAAGAUCAACGUAGCCGUAUCGCACAGAAGUUCAGAAAGGCACCACCAGGUGCUGUCUUGGUGACAUCGGAUGUUUCAGCUCGUGGUGUGGAUUAUCCUGGUGUAUCGUUGGUCGUCCAAAUUGGUGUGCCAUCAUCACGUGAACAAUACAUCCAUCGAUUGGGUCGUACAGGUCGUGCUGGAAAGGAUGGUGAAGGUAUCAUUGUCUUGGCACCAUUUGAGACACCUUUUGUGAAGGAUGACAUUGGUGAUUUGCCCAUUCAAAACCUGAUUCCACCAAAGAUUGAGGAUGAGGAACAAGAAGAAACGGAUAAGCUUGUGACAUAUGUGAGAAACAAGGUCAUUGAUCCCAGUCUCAUUCAUGAUACUUAUACUGCAUACUUGGGAUAUUACGCUGGUCGUAUGCAAGCCUUGAAUCGUCCUCGUUCGCAUGUUAUCAAGGAAGCCGAAUCAUUUAUCCAAGCAUUGGGUGUUGAACAAGUACCAGAGCUCUCUGAUCGAUUCAUGCAAGUUCUUGGUAUUCAAGAGAAAGCACCAAAGCGCCCAAAGAGAUCGAUGCGUAAUGACAAGUUUGGUGGACGAAGCAAGGAUCGAUUCUCAUUCAACAGCGACAAAUUUGAUUUCAAGAGAGGACGCUUCGAUAAACGCAACAGGAAUGAUUUUGAGGAUCAUCGUACAUUCAUGAAAGAGUUCAAGAGAGGUUUCGGUCGUCGUCGUGAUGAUUAG
Molecule: messenger RNA, 1842 nt
Organism: Lichtheimia ornata
Lineage: Eukaryota; Fungi; Mucoromycota; Mucoromycetes; Mucorales; Lichtheimiaceae
Exons: 3
Coding region: 1-1842 (613 amino acids)
Cellular component (GO): mitochondrion
Molecular function (GO): nucleic acid binding; ATP binding
Source: RefSeq, a predicted model, not a curated record